AUGGCUAGAACUAAGCAAACAGCAAGAAAAUCCACUGGUGGUAAAGCCCCAAGAAAACAGUUGGCUUCCAAAGCAGCUAGAAAGUCGGCACCUUCAACCGGUGGUGUCAAGAAGCCACACAGAUAUAAGCCAGGUACCGUGGCCUUGAGGGAAAUCAGACGUUUCCAAAAAUCCACCGAGUUGUUGAUCAGAAAGUUGCCUUUCCAAAGAUUGGUUCGUGAAAUUGCCCAAGACUUCAAAACCGAUUUGAGAUUCCAGAGUUCUGCUAUUGGCGCGUUACAAGAGGCCGUUGAGGCUUACUUGGUGGGUUUGUUCGAGGACACCAACUUGUGUGCUAUCCACGCCAAGAGAGUCACUAUCCAAAAGAAGGACAUCCAGUUGGCUAGAAGAUUGAGAGGUGAAAGAUCAUAA
Messenger RNA from Lodderomyces beijingensis, 411 nucleotides. The record is from the annotation of a GenBank genome assembly. Lineage: Eukaryota; Fungi; Ascomycota; Pichiomycetes; Serinales; Debaryomycetaceae.